GCUCGGGGUCCGAAAGGGGCUCCUAGCAGCCGCUGCCAGCGCUCCGUAAAGAUCUUGCUGUUUAUGCGCGUCUUCGCCGGUGGCCGCUUAAACGCGCUUCGGGCGGUGAGGGGGCCAAGCGCGUGAUGCUUCGUCUCCUGUAAAAAGGGGCAGAGCGGUGGCGAUACCUCCACCUAGGAAGAAAGCAGCUAUGAGCACUGAGCAAGAGUCAUUUUUGUGGAGCCAAGGCACAACAAAAACAUAUCACAUUCCUAUUGAACAUCUGGACUAUAAAUUCAUUGAAACAUGUACCGAUGUUAAAUAUUUGGAAAAGAUUCUCAAGAUAUUAAGGUCUGGUGAGGAGGGCUUUUAUCCUGAUCUUGUAUUAUUUUGUGAAAAACGCAUUGAAACUUUGGCUCCAAAUAGCAGAGCUCUGAGAAGAGAGAAAACUACAGCCACAGUUUCUGAUUUUACUGCUGAGGAAUGGGAAAAAAUAAAUAAUGAAGUGAAGAGCUGGGUUAUGGAAAUGAAAGAAGAUGAAUACAAAAUGCAGUAUGCUACAACUGAUGUAUUCAAGGAAAAUGUGGAAAAUUUGCCACCAGUCCGUAGUUCAGAUAGCAGUUAUUCCACUGGUCAGAGUAAAACUCCAAGGAACAAACAUGUAAAGAAGAAAAAUGUGCCAAGAGCUUACCGAGAGUGGGAUAAUUUUGAUGUGGAAAAAGAAUGUUCCAAAAUUGAUGGAAAUGAAGAAAACAAACCUAAAACCAGCUGUCAUACUAACACAAAUCUACCAAAAAUGGAGAUAGAUACAACAGGUAUGACUACAAAAGAAAAGAACUUUAUUGCUAAUCGUGAAAGAGAAAAAGGCAAUGAAGCAUUUGUCACAGGAGAUUAUAAAGAAGCAAUUGCCUAUUAUGUUCGGAGCAUAUCUGCAUUCCCCACUGUUGCUUCAUACAAUAACAAAGCUCAAGCAGAAAUAAGACUUCAGAACUGGCACGCUGCUCUUCAGGAUUGUGAAACUGUUUUAAACUUAGACCCUGGAAACAUAAAAGCUCUUAUGCGCCGUGCCACUGUAUAUAACAAUCUGCAGAAUUUCAAAGCAGCUGCAGAAGAUUGGAAGGAAGUAUUACGGAUUGAGCCAGAUAAUGCCAGAGCUAAAAAAAAUCUGUCAGAUAUUGAGAAGAGUUUGAAAGGUUCAGAACCUACAUCUCAGACUCAGACCAGAGGGAAAAAAAUAUUUAUUCAAGAUAUAGAAGUCUCAGACGGUGAUGAAGGACAAGGAGGCGAUGAAGGAGAAGAUGAAAGUGGCGGUGGAGAUAAAAAAUCUGUUGUGCCAGUGGGAGGAGAGAUCACAAGUGAGAAGUCUGAAAUGGGGAAUGCACAAAAGAAGUUCCCUAGCAAAGGAGAUGGCAGUAAAUCAGAACACAAGGAAGCCCAGAAGCACAGAGACCCUUCAGAGAGCAAGGCUAGAAAAGGCACACCUGACAAAAAGACACACAAAGUUGUGCAAAAUUGUGAACGUGAAGGAAACGGCUCCCUAAGCAAUGGUAGAAAUAAUAGUGAAAACAAGGAAGUAAAGCCGAAGGAUGCGGAAUCUUCAUCAGCUGGCAUAUGCAGCUCUACUCUGCUCCCUACGACUGCAGCAAAACUGAAAGCUGAAGGAAAUGAGUUAUUUAAGAAUGGACAAUUUGGAGACGCUGUGCUCAGGUAUACAGAGGCCAUUGAAAAUGUCGUCAGUUCAGGAAUCCAAAGUCCAGAGGAUCUAAGUAUUUUGUAUUCAAACAGAGCAGCAUGUUACCUAAAAGAAGGAAACUCUGUUGACUGCAUUCAGGACUGUAACAGUGCACUAGAACUUCAGCCAUAUUCUCUUAAACCUCUUCUACGUCGAGCACUGGCCUAUGAGUCCAUGGAACGGUAUCGACAGGCAUAUGUUGAUUAUAAAACAGUAUUACAGAUAGACAGUGGGAUCCAAGCUGCAAAUGACAAUGUUAACAGGUUAACAAGAACUUUAAUAGACCAGGAUGGUCCCAACUGGAGGGAGAAGCUACCCCCAAUUCCUGUUGUUCCUGUUUCUGCUCAGUUGCAUUGCUGGGGUGGAGGAACUUUCACUUCGGAGAUGGAGCAAAAAGAAACUGCAGCCAAUCUUGGAGAGCAACAGUCACAGAUUCUUAGUGAAAAUCCAGAAGAGAAGUUCAAGGAUCUUAAGAACAAGGGGAAUGAAUUUGUGAAAAAGGGCAACUAUGAAGAAGCACUGAAAAAGUACAGUGAGUGCAUGAAGCUAAAUUCCCAGGAACUGACCAUCUACACUAAUAGGGCCCUUUGUUGCUUGAAGCUGUUUCAGUAUGAAGAAGCCAAAAAAGAUUGUGAUUAUGUUCUUCAGACAGAUGAUUCUAAUAUAAAAGCUUUAUACAGAAGAGCUCUAGCAAACAAAGGAUUAGAGAACUACAAAGACAGUAUUGAUGAUUUGAAAAAGGUUCUUCUAAUAGAUCCAAGUAUUGAUGAAGCAAAGAAAGAGCUGCAGGAAACAACUCAGUUGCUUAAGCUCAAACAUGAAGUUACAGAGAAUACACAGCAAAAACAAAGGAAAAAAAUCAAAAUUGAAGAGGUGGCUGAAUGUGAUGACGAAGAUGGAGAGAUCUGUGCUUCAACGAAUGCUUCAGUAAAUUGCCACAGUGUUAAAGGAGAGCUUGAAACAAGCAUGCCAGUGAAUAGCUCAGCAAAACUAAUAAUUUCUAAGCCAUCAAAUGCUUAUGAAUUUGGUCAGAUUAUACGUGUUGUGAAUGCCAAUAAGGACAUCUCUGCUUGUGCAGAGCUCUUAACAAUGAUUGAGCCAAAAGAUUUGCCAAUACUUCUAAGUAACAAACUAGAAGGGGAUAUUUUUCUAAUUUUUAUCCAAGCCCUGCAAUCUGAUAUAUUUUGUCAGGACCCUGGUCGAGUGUAUCAGUAUCUUGUCCACCUGAGCAAAGCUGAAAGGUUUAAGUUGGUGUGCAAACUUCUUAGUAAGAAUGAAGUGGAACUGGUUCAACAGUUGUUUGAGUCUCUUUCCAAAGAGCAAAACCAGCCAUUUUCUUUAGAUGAUCUGGAGAGCCUUAAGAGAGAGUUUGAUGUUUAAACAACUUCAUUUUGGAACUGCCUCUUGCAUGCAUUCUGUCGAUGCUUGUAGGAUGGGCAUAUAAACUAUGCAGACUUGCAUGGAAUCAAGUUAGUCUUUUAUCUGGACUAUUUGAUAUGCUGCACAUUUUUACAUGCACAUUGAAAAGCUGCUGUUCCAUCUUAUUGUAUAUAUUUUAUCCUACAGAGUAUGUAUGUAUGAAUUUAUGUUAAUGAUCCUGUUCAAUCACUACUUGGCUCCUGUUAUACCAGGAGAAAUAUUGGAAGCAGGAUUACUCGGAGAGAGAGAAAUUAAUAUAAUGGGAAAAACUUGAGCUUGUGUGAAAAAGGAAACCCAUGAGCGAACAAGGAAGUGGUCCUCAAGGCCAAGUGGCAAGUGAACAAGAGGACCCAAAAAUGUAGGUCCCAUGACAUAGCUUACUGAUCUAAUCAUCAGAAUAUGCUCAACUACCUUGAAAUGUAUUUAUGAAGUUCUAUAUAGCCAUCCAUUUACUAAAUAUUUUCAUUAUAUUGCUUCUUGUUUGUUUUGUUAUACUGGUCUCUUCUAAAGAUGCUACUGUUCGGACAUGUGCUUCUAAGUGUGCAACUGUUGUGUUUUGACAUGUAGCAUAAUUGAUGGAUAGUGUCUUCUCUGUAAGCCCCAGGAACUGACUAGGAAUUGUCUCUCUCUCUCUCUCUCAGUGGGGCUUGUACUAAACAGCACUUCCACCAGUGCAUUGUGCCUAUACUUUUCACUUUUCCUGCUUGGUAAAAUGGCUACUGCGUGUAUAACCUAAACUGUAGUACACCUGAAAUCAGCCUUUGUUUUAAUCUGCCCCUGGUCUACCUAGGCAGACGAACAUCUGGCUUCCACUGAGCAUGGCUUUAAAGGAAAUAUUGACUCAUCCCUUCUCAUCCUGUGUCAGUGCUAGAAACUUAAAUAGGUGCAGUUAUAUGCUUAUGGUGCUGAAUGUGUACAACUACAUCAACCUUUUGGUCAUAGGUUGCAACGAGGGGCAGUUUGAUCUUCAUUGCUGCUUCUGGCUAAAAAAGUAAAAUACUUUUAUACAGGUUCUGUUCUGUUGGUGAAUAGCGAAGAUAAAGCAGAAUUGGUCAUGAUGUUUUGAAGCAAUAGAACUAUUAUAUUUUUAAACCGGAGACUUGUAAUUUAUUAGCGUGCAUAUCAAAUUUUCUUAUGGGAAGGGCUGCCCAGGUUCUUGCACUAUUUUAAAGGUAGUCUUAUUUGUCACUGACUUUCUUGUAUUAAAUGCUGUAACUGAAACGUUAUUAUAUAGGUUAACAGCUUGCCCACUUGAAAUUGUUUCCUUUGGAAAGCCUUUGCAACAAGUAUUUAAAAAAUAAAGAGG
Molecule: messenger RNA, 4436 nt
Organism: Varanus komodoensis (Komodo dragon)
Lineage: Eukaryota; Metazoa; Chordata; Lepidosauria; Squamata; Varanidae
Gene: SPAG1
Product: sperm associated antigen 1
Exons: 19
Coding region: 191-3091 (966 amino acids)
Biological process (GO): axonemal dynein complex assembly
Cellular component (GO): cytosol
Molecular function (GO): protein binding
Source: RefSeq, a predicted model, not a curated record